Molecule: messenger RNA, 1376 nt
Organism: Seminavis robusta
Lineage: Eukaryota; Bacillariophyta; Bacillariophyceae; Naviculales; Naviculaceae
Source: the annotation of a GenBank genome assembly
CAGAACCGGUACCAGGUACAGUACCAUGCGUACCGUACCGGUAAUAGUCAACGGUAGACGUGCAAGUCGAGCUUUCUGAGCUGCAAAUGCAUCGUCGGCGGGAGGCGGGAAACUAAUUAAACUAGCUAGCUUGAGAGCUACUACAUGUCUGCAAAUCCUUACAUUAAUAUUGCAAUAUCGCCGACCGCACACGCAUCCAAUGCAGCCAUCAUUCAUCCCUGCAACACAUCCAGCCCUCACGUCUCCUGGAAGCAUCGCAGGUACUGUAUUGUUGUACUUCAGAGACAAUGUCGGGCGCCAACAAACUCCGGAUAACGCUGGACCAGCUACGAAUGGCAGCCAAACAAGGAUCCAGGUAUCAGAAUCCUUGCUUCGACAAGAUUGAGAGGCUGCUUGACGCGAUGGAACGAACUGGGACUUACAACAUUCAACCCCUGUACAAGUACGUCAAGGAGGCGGAAGAGUGUUAUCAACAAGCAGACAUUGAAGAAAAGAAGAAAGGCAAAGCCAGUACCACUUACUUCCUCACGCAAUAUCUGGACAGGAAAAAAUUCAAAAAGGAAGGGAGAAGAUAAAAGAGAUAUAAAAUUAUCAAUAUUUAUUUUGAUUGGAAAACUCUGUCCGUGAGCUACCGGUAGCUAGCUAGCUUUUGUGUGGCGCUGGCUAGCCGGCUAUACUACUAGAGUGCUGCAGUACAUACCCGACUGCAUACCGGUAUGACUACUUGUUUCACGCAGCAUCAACACAUGCGUAGGGGGAGGCGGGGGGUCUUGGUGUUCCCAAGAUGUGACAAAGGUUGUGGGCCCUGUUGGUUUCGUUUAGGCGUGGUUAUUACGGGCAGCAGGAACUCAGCAACCAACCAAAGGUAAAGCAAGUAGAAGAAAUGGGCUAGUGCCAGCGGGUGCCCCUGGGAUGAAGCCACAUGUGACCUGGCUGCUUACAAUUUCCAGUGAGGUUGUCAGAAAUAAUGGGCUGUGAAGAAUGGCUGUCAAUCUUCUCAGUCAGGCAGGCUGUCAAUUGAAGGCUGCUUAUUUAUCUGAACUUCAAGUGGGCUCAUGAUAUGGAACGAGGGACACGCUCUGCUGCAGCCUAAUACAAAGAUAAGAUUGAGACUCUGGAGCGGACUCGACUCAGUCCAGGAGAGUGAGUGACAGUACUACCAAGGUAAUACUCGGAGAGAGCCAGGUGGUCACUCGAGUCAUCCUCUCGAGUGGGCCCGUGGGAGUGGUGCCUGUGGGAUGAGCGAAUGUGCUCAGGGCGUUCCCAGGAUGGCGAUACACAGGCAGUUCUCACGUGGACUCGAGAGAACAAGUGCCCACCAAAGAUGGCAUUGCAUGAUGUCCAAACUAGUAUAUUGUAGGCAGGCCACAAAAGUG